AACCAAAAUGUCGACCCAGGUUACUGUGCAUCGGAUGGUGACCACGACGACCACCUCCGCCUUCCUCAUCAACGUCGGCUAUCUCAAGACCUUCCCCGGAAUUCUCAAGAUAUUCCAGAUUAUCCUCGGCUGCGUGGCCAUUGGAAUCAUCGGCCACUACAUUCCCUGGACGAGGACAGCGGAGUACAUGAUUCCGGAGCUGUUCUUCCUCCUGAUAGCGACGGCGUGUCUCAUCACCACGACCCUGCUCCUCAUGUCGUGCCUGUGUUCGAUCGCAACAGCCUCCAUCAUCCCGAAGACACUAUUCGUAAGUUUCCGUCUGCUGGUUUCUGAUGCACACACGCCCACAAACACACACACAAACACAAACUCGUAUUUAUAUGUAUUUAUUUAUAUGUAUAUAUCACUUACUAACUGGCAUGUAAAAGAUAGCUCAAACACAACCUUGUCUUGCUGCUUCAGCGACGCCACGUUGGGCCACGUCACUGUGGCCACAGAUAUUUAA
Molecule: messenger RNA, 505 nt
Organism: Penaeus indicus
Lineage: Eukaryota; Metazoa; Arthropoda; Malacostraca; Decapoda; Penaeidae
Exons: 4
Coding region: 8-505 (165 amino acids)
Source: RefSeq, a predicted model, not a curated record